AUGUUGCUCAAGUAUUUUACCUUCCUUUCCUUGAUCUUCGUUAAUGUCUUGGCUGAAGAAAAAGAUGUGGUGGAACUUACCGAUGAUACUUUUAGCCAUGAAUUAGAGCGGCUUGAGAACACGCUUGUUAUGUUUUAUGCACCAUGGUGUGGUCAUUGCAAACGAUUAAAACCAGAAUAUGCAAAAGCUGCUGAAAUGCUCUUGGGUAAUGAUCCUCCAAUUACUCUUGCCAAAGUAGAUUGCACAGAAAGUGGAAAGGAUAGCUGCAACAAAUAUUCAGUUAGUGGUUAUCCAACAUUGAAAAUCUUUUCUAGAGGUGAUUUUGUUAGCGAUUACAAUGGACCUAGAGAAGCUGCUGGUAUUGCCAAGUAUAUGAAGGCACAAGUUGGUCCAGCAUCUAAAGAAUUAAGUGGAGAAACUUGUUUGAAAUCAUUCUUAGACUCUGAUGAAGUAAGUGUUGUAGGUUUCUUUGAAAAGGAAGACUCAGCCUUAGCGACAUCCUUUCAUGCUGUUUCUAAGAAACUUAAAGAAAAAGUUAGAUUUGCACAUACAACAGCAAAAUCACUUUUAGAGAAAGAAGGACAUAAGAAUGCUAUAGUUCUAUAUAGACCAAAAAUUCUACAGAACAAAUUUGAAUCAAACACUGUGAAAUAUGUAGAGUCUAUGGGUGACAUUCAAGAAUUCAUUAAUAAAAAUUACUUUGGUAUUGCGGGCGUACGUACCCGGGAUAAUGAAAGAGAGUUUAAAAAUCCAUUAGUUGUUGCAUAUUAUGCAGUGGAUUAUGUUAAGAAUCCCAAGGGUACAAAUUACUGGCGUAAUAGAAUCAUCAAAGUUGCUAAGGACUUCCCCAAGUUAAAUUUCGCUAUUUCUUCCAAAGACGACUUCCAGCACGAAUUAAACGAUUUUGGAAUUGAUUUUGUUAAGGGUGAUAAACCUGUUGUUUUAGCAAGAAACGCUAAUAAUCAAAAGUUCGUUAUGAAGGAUGAAUUUUCUGUCGAUACAUUUGAGGCAUUCUUAAAAGAUAUAGAAGCUGGCACUCUAGAACCAUAUCUAAAAUCUGAACCAAUACCCGAAGAUAACACUGGAAAUGUUAAAAUUGGAGUAGCCCGAAACUUCGAUGAAAUUGUUACAAACAAUAACAAAGAUACAUUAAUUGAAUUUUAUGCACCUUGGUGCGGUCAUUGCAAGAAACUGGCACCUAUUUACGAUGAAUUAGGUGAGAAACUUGCGACCGAAGAUAUCGAGAUUGUGAAGUUCGAUGCCACUGCUAAUGAUGUUCCUGCCCCGUACGAAGUUCGAGGAUUUCCAACACUUUAUUGGGCGCCCAAAAACUCCAAGAAUAAUCCAGUAAAAUAUGAAGGUGGCAGGGAGCUUGAUGAUUUCAUCAAGUAUAUUGCUAAGCACGCGACCAAUGAAUUAAAAGGAUUUGAUCGUAAGGGAAAGACUGUUAAGCUGAAAAGUGAUGAAUUGUAAAUUUUUUCACAUUAAGAUGUGAAGUUGUUUAUUACAAUUAUUAUGUAAGUCUCAGCAACAAAGCUUGGAGUGAAAUUUUCCUUGUACGAUUUAUAAGUGUGAAAAAAGUGGCAUGUAGUUAAAAACGUAAAAGCUAAGAAUUUUAUGAAUGAAAGAAAUUAAAGACAUUUGGUAAUAUGACUGCAUUUAUUUUACAAAGUAUUUGAAAAACAAAGUGAAAAAGUAUAAUUAGAAUAGGAUUGUCUAUAUAUAUUAUGUAACUUUAUAAUGUUGUAUAUCAUGUAAAACUAUGCAGAACUGAUUUAGAAUUAUGAUGUCAAUAUUUUCCAGAUUUAA
Bombus pyrosoma is the source of this 1809-nucleotide messenger RNA. It is a transcript of the gene ERp60, whose product is annotated as protein disulfide-isomerase A3. Gene Ontology annotation, cellular component: endoplasmic reticulum. Gene Ontology annotation, molecular function: protein disulfide isomerase activity. The record is from RefSeq and is a predicted model, not a curated record. NCBI's taxonomy places the organism in Eukaryota, Metazoa, Arthropoda, Insecta, Hymenoptera, Apidae. Gene Ontology annotation, biological process: response to endoplasmic reticulum stress; protein folding. The coding region runs from base 1 to 1473 and encodes 490 amino acids. The transcript is spliced from 5 exons.